Molecule: messenger RNA, 5339 nt
Organism: Raphanus sativus (radish)
Lineage: Eukaryota; Viridiplantae; Streptophyta; Magnoliopsida; Brassicales; Brassicaceae
Product: mediator of RNA polymerase II transcription subunit 14
Exons: 7
Coding region: 180-5231 (1683 amino acids)
Biological process (GO): regulation of transcription by RNA polymerase II
Cellular component (GO): mediator complex; core mediator complex
Molecular function (GO): transcription coregulator activity
Source: RefSeq, a predicted model, not a curated record
CUUCUUCUUCAAUCUACACCCUCUCUCUCUCUCUCCUCUUGUCCGAAUCAAAUCCGGUUGCUGGAAAAGGUAAAAACUUUGAGCGAGAUUCGUCGAGGAGCACCGAAGGGUGAAAAACCCUGAUUCUCGAAAUCGCGAAUCACCCAAGGCGGUGGGAGAUUUCGUCUUCUCUGUCCGCGAUGGCGGAAUUAGGGCAACAGACGGUGGAUUUCUCCGCUCUCGUUGGCCGAGCCGCGGAGGAGUCAUUCCUCUCCCUCACGGAGCUCGUUGAGAAGGCCAAGUCGACGGAGCUUUCCGAUACUGAUAAGAAGCUUAGCCUCCUCAAGUACGUCGUCAAGACUCAGCAGCGGAUGCUUCGGCUCAAUGCGCUCGCCAAGUGGUGUAAACAGGUUCCUCUAAUAAACCGCUUGCAAGACGUCGGGAGCACACUAUCAUCUCACGAUAUAUGCUUUACACAAGCUGCGGAUUCACUCUUCUUUAUGCACGAAGGUCUACAGCAAGCUCGCGCUCCCGUCUACGAUGUCCCCUCUGCAAUCGAGGUUCUGCUGACGGGUUCUUAUCAGCGCCUGCCAAAGUGCAUAGACGACGUGGGGAUGCAGUGCUCCUUGGAUGAGGUUCAACAGAAGCCAGCACUGAGAAAGCUUGAGGUCCUCGUACGUUCCAAACUACUCGAGAUCACACUUCCAAAGGAAAUAACAGAGGUGAAAGUCUCUAAAGGCACAGUCACCUUAUCCGUGGAGGGGGAGUUCAAGGUUCUCGUUACUCUUGGUUACAGAGGACACCUGUCCAUGUGGAGGAUACUGCAUUUGGAUCUGCUCGUUGGUGAAAGAAGCGGUCCGAUUAAGCUCGAAGUGACAAGAAGGCAUAUCCUUGGUGAUGAUUUAGAGCGUAGAAUGUCAGUGGCAGACAAUCCGUUCACGAUAUUAUACGCGGUGCUCCACGAGCUCUGCGUUGCCAUUGUCAUGGACACGGUCAUAAGACAGGUCCGAACUCUUCUUCACGGGAGAUGGAAAGAUGCGAUUCGCUUCGACUUAAUCUCUGACACUGGCACCACCGCACCAGCAAACCAAGAAGGAGAGGCAGAUUCCGUUAGUCUUAAAACACCAGGAGUGAAACUAAUGUACUGGCUAGAUUCUGACAAAAGUGCAGGCCCGUUCGUUAAAAUCGAACCAGGGUCGGAUCUCCAGAUUAAGUGUUCUCACAGCACGUUUGUGAUCGACCCGCUGACCGGCAAGGAAGCUGAGUUUUCUCUGGAUCAGAGCUGCAUCGACGUGGAGAAGCUCCUGCUUAAAGCUAUAUGCUGUAACAGAUAUACCCGUCUUCUUGAGAUUCAGAAAGAGCUUUUGAGGAAUGACCGUAUCUGUCGAGCUCCCAGUGAUGUCACCCUGCAGGCCUUCCUGGAUGAGCCUGGUAGCGAGGGAGGUAACAUGGUAGACUCUAAGCAACAAGUAGAGCCAGAGGUAUUACGUGUCCGAGCCUAUGGAUCAUCAUUCUUCACACUCGGGAUCAAUAUAAGGACCGGUAGGUUUCUUCUUCAGUCAUCCAAGAGUGUCUUGACCCCUUCCAUCUUGGUGGAAUUUGAAGAUGCGUUAAAUCAAGGAAGUCUAUCUGCAGUUGAUGCAUUUAUCAACUUGAGAAGCAAAAGCAUUUUGCAUUUUUUUGCCGCCAUUGGCAAAUUUUUGGGUCUUGAGGUCUAUGAACAUGGUUUUGGUGUAAACAAAGCCCCCAAGAACCUCUCGGAUGGGUCAAGCAUUCUAGCUUUGGGAUUCCCUGACUGCGAAAGCUCUCACCUCUUGCUCAUGGAGCUCGAAAAGGACUUCACGCCGUUGUUCAAAUUAGUGGAAACUCAAACGGAUGGUUCGGGAAAACCUCAGUUUCUCAAUGAUCUCAGCAAUGUUUUGCGUGUUAAGAAAAUUGAUAUUGGGCAGAUACGGAUUCUUGAAGAUGAUCUUAACUUGAUUACAUCCGAUGUAUCUAGAUUCGUUUCUUCCUUCUCAGAUGCUGAGAGCUUAAAUCAAGCAUCUGGGAACCGUCAUCCUCCUGGAUUAGUUGACGAAUCUUUGGAAGAAACGAGUGGAGGAGGCCAGUUGAGUUUCUCUAGCAUCGUAGAUGAAGUGUUUGGACAUCAGAAAAUGACAUCCGCUCUUGUUUCAAGUGAUGGCCUCGGAAAAGCUCCGUUGUUGACUAGCUAUCAAUCGGAUUCCUUCUACAGUAUGCAUGCCCCUUCUUUACAACCUAGCUCUUUUAAUUUGUUGCCGUCUCCCCCUGGGAAGGGUCCAGCUACGAAGAAGAUAGCUAGUAGCUCUAACUCUAACAAGGAGUUGUCCAUGAUAUUGUCUCCAUCAUCCCUAACUGCUGGCAACGGAGUCACUGAGUCAGGCAGUAGAAUGGCCAGUGAAUCCUCGUUGUCACCUCUUCCAGCUGAUCUUGCAAUUACCUCUGAUGGUCCUUUACUGAGAAAAGACCAGAAGUCCCGGAAACGCUCAGCUUCAGAUUUGCUAAGAUUCAUCCCAUCUCUCCAGGGAGUGGAAUGUGUUACUCAUCCGAAUAAGAGAAGUAAAACCUCUGAGUUGGUGCAGAGUGAAUUAGUGAAGAGUUGGAGCCCUGCAUCACAAGCCGUGGUAACAUCAACAAAAACUAUUGGAUGCAGCUAUGGGGAUCUCAUAGCUGAAGCAAACAAGGGUAAUGCACCUUCAAGCGUUUUUGUCUAUGCUCUUCUCCAUGUGGUCAGGCAUUCUACGUUGUCCAUAAAGCAUGCCAAACUAACUAGUCAGAUGGAGGCACUGGACAUCCAAUACGUGGAGGAAAUGGGACUCAGAGAUUCGUUUUCGGAUAUAUGGUUCCGGCUUCCGUUUGCUCAAAACGAUUCCUGGCAGCAUAUAUGCUUGCAGCUCGGUAGACCUGGGAGCAUGUGUUGGGAUGUGAAAAUAAACGACCAGCAUUUCAGGGAUCUCUGGGAACUUCAGAAGGGAAGUAAAUCCACACCGUGGGGGUCUGGAGUUCACAUUGCGAAUUCAUCUGACGUUGAUUCCCAUAUCCGUUAUGAUCCUGAAGGCGUUGUUCUGACCUAUCAAUCCGUGGAAGCAGAUAGUAUCAAGAAGCUUGUGGCCGAUAUACAGAGGCUUUCGAAUGCUAGAAGGUUCUCCCUUGGCAUGCGGAAACUACUUGGCAUAAAGCCGGACGAAAAAACAGAAGAGGCUGGUGCUAGUGCCACUAUUAAAGGACCUGCUGGAGGGAAAGGUAGUGGUGAGACGGUUGAUAGAUGGAGGGCUUUCAAGAUUGAGGCAGUAGGAUUAACGAGCCUGUGGUUUAGCUUUGGUUCAGGCAUUUUGGCUCGUUUUGUUGUCGAGUGGGAAUCAGGUAAAGAUGAAUGCACCAUGCACGUCUCUCCUGACCAACACUGGCCACACACUAAGUUCUUGGAGGAUUUCAUAAAUGGUGCUGAGGUAGAAUCUCUUCUGGAUUGCAUUCGCCUCACUGCUGGGCCUUUGACUGCGUUAGCUGCCGCUACUCGCCCUGCCCGAGCUAGUACAGCCACUGGCGUGCCUGUGGUACCUGCUACAGCGACUCCAAGACAAUCAAAUCAGAUGCAACAAACUCAAGGAAGCAUUGCCGCUUCAACACUAGCAGCUCCUAGUGCUGUUGGCCAGUCUGCCUCAGCAGCUUCAGGGAAUGCUGUUGCUUCUCCUGCUCCAAGUCCACUUGGAGUUGCAAUGCUAGCAGCAGCCGCAGGGAGAAGCGGACCUGGAAUCGUUCCAAGCUCUCUCUUACCCAUUGAUGUCUCUGUAGUACUCCGUGGACCCUACUGGAUAAGGAUCAUAUACCGCAAACGUUUUGCGGUGGACAUGAGAUGCUUUGCUGGAGAUCAAGUGUGGUUGCAACCAGCAACUCCACCCAAGGGCGGUGCUUCUAUUGGAGGCUCCUUGCCAUGUCCCCAGUUCAGACCUUUCAUCAUGGAGCAUGUCGCUCAAGAACUAAACGGUUUAGAACCGAAUUUGACAGGAGGUAGCCAAGGAGCAACAAAUCCAAACAGUGCAAACCCAAGUGGUAGCAGAGUUAACUUCUCCCCUUCUAGUGCAAUGUCAAGAGCCGCGAUGAGUCGUGUAACCAGUGUUGCUUCAGGAUCUUUAGUGGUUGGCUCAGGGUUGUCUGUACGUAGACCACCAGGCGGUGGUGUGCCAGCACAUGUAAGAGGCGAAUUAAACACAGCAAUUAUCGGUUUAGGUGAUGAUGGUGGCUAUGGUGGAGGAUGGGUUCCUCUUGUGGCUCUUAAAAAAGUUUUGCGUGGUAUCCUUAAAUAUCUUGGAGUACUGUGGCUGUUUGCUCAGCUACCAGAUCUCUUAAGAGAAAUCUUAGGUUCAAUCUUGAAGGAGAACGAAGGCGCUCUCUUGAAUCUAGACCAAGAACAACCAGCGUUACGCUUCUUUGUCGGUGGCUAUGUAUUUGCGGUGAGUGUCCAUAGAGUUCAGCUUCUUCUUCAAGUCCUUAGCGUGAGGAGAUUCCAUCACGGGCAGCCACAGCAGCAAAACGGUUCAUCAGCUCAAGAGGAAUUAACCCAAACUGAAAUUGGAGAAAUCUGUGACUAUUUCAGCAGACGCGUUGCGUCAGAGCCUUACGAUGCUUCAAGAGUUGCCUCGUUCAUAACACUCCUCACAGUACCCAUUCAUGUGUUAAGAGAGUUUCUAAAACUGAUCGCUUGGAAGAAAGGCUUAUCGCAAUCACAACAAGCUGGAGAAGUCACUCCUGCGCAGAGACCUAGAAUCGAGCUAUGUCUAGAGAACCAUUCCGGUGCAACAGAUGUAGAAAACAGCUGUGCGGCUAAAAGCAACAUUCAUUUCGACCGGCCUCAGAACACGGUUGACUUUGCUUUGACAGUGGUUCUUGAUCCUGCGCACAUACCUCACAUAAACGCAGCUGGAGGAGCGGCGUGGUUGCCUUACUGUGUAUCGGUUAGGUUAAGGUACACCUUUGGGGAAAACCCUAGCGUGACGUUUCUUGGGAUGGAAGGAAGCCAUGGAGGUCGGGCUUGUUGGCAGCGUGUUGAUGAUUGGGAGAAGUGUAAACAGAGAGUGAGCCGUACGGUUGAAGUCAACGGUUCUGCUGCAGGAGAUGUGACUCAAGGGAAGCUCAAGUUGGUUGCUGAUAGUGUCCAGAGAACAUUGCAUCUGUGUCUUCAAGGUCUCAGAGAAGGCAGUAGUAAUAACACUCUUCAAAAGGAGUUUACCAUAUAGGGGAGAUGAACUUUUGUCAGUUUGUUGGUUUAAUGUGUACAUACAAUCCUUUUGGUUGUGAAAUUUUGGUUGAAUUUAGACAAUACCAUAAUCAAAAAUUUGCUUCAG